CGAGGCAAGAAGGGAGGUGCCCAUGACAUUUCUGAGUUAACUUUGGUAUUCCUCAAAACUUAUCCUCUCUUGCCCUUAGGCAAUCUUAAGUUUUCUCAUAAUUAGAAUUUGUAUCGCGGGGCUUAAUUUUCAGAGAAAAGGAGCCAUUUCUGAAGCUGAAAACAAGGCCAUGGCAAAUUUGUUGACCAACGAAGAGAUCAGUGAGAUCAAAGAGGCCUUCAGCUUGUUCGACAAGGAUGGCGACCGUUGCAUUACCACUAAUGUGCUUGGAACGGUAACGCGGUCACUAGGACAGAACCCUACAGUGGCAGAGCUGCAGGACAUGAUCAAUGAAGCGGAUGCUAAUGGCAAUGGCACCAUCAACUUCCACCGGUUUUUCAACCUAGUAAUAGUUACGAAAAUGAAGGAUACAGAGGAGGAGCUGAAGGAGGCAGUCCGAGUUUUCGACAAGUACGAGGAUGGUUUCAUCUCAGCUACCGAGCUUCGGCAGGUCAUGACAAACCUUGGGGAGAAGCUCACUGAUGACGAAGUGGAUGAGAUGAUCAGGUUGGUUGAUAUGAACGGAAACGGGGGGAUAAGCUUAGAGGAGUUUGUGAAUGUUAUGAAGGCAAAGUUAAUUAUUAAGCAACAUGAUAUAACCCGAUUCGUCUGUAAUGGUGGUGGUGGUGGUGGCGAUGAUGAUGAUAUGUAUAUAUAGUGGAAUGUUUAUCAUGGCCUUUUGUUUUUUUUUUUUUUGGUUUGUGUUUUUAUGGCUAUCUUGACUUGGUUUAUAACGUUACUCUUUCUGGUCUCUUUGUGAGCCUAAAUGGACAACUCAUUUUCUUAGUACAGUAUUUGAGUAUUUUCACCAACUGUGCAUAAGAAAUCUAUGUUUUGAAAUAGAACAUUGGAAUUUGG
Rubroshorea leprosula is the source of this 897-nucleotide messenger RNA. The record is from the annotation of a GenBank genome assembly. Lineage: Eukaryota; Viridiplantae; Streptophyta; Magnoliopsida; Malvales; Dipterocarpaceae.